CUUGACUUCUCUGUGUCCAUCCCCCAUAUCGCCCAAAACAAUGGCCAAGCGCAAGAGAAACGAUCCUCCUAAGGAGGACAAGUCCACCGAGAGCCCCGCCAAAACCGUCAAGUCCGCUCCCACCCCGUCACAAGCUCCAGAUGCUGCUGUCACGGUUCAAGUAGUGACCGGCUCGUAUGAGCGCGUGUUGCACGGCUUCACGGCUGGUAUUCCUGCUGCCAGCUUCAAUACCAUGAAGGACACUUCCAAGGGCUCGACAAACACUGUUCAAUGCGUCGAUACCUUCUUGUUUGAGGCCCAUGGAUCUGCAAUUCGCUGUCUGGCGCUCUCCCCGCUACCCAAGGCCACCGACUCGCCGGACGCCCAAAAGGUCAUCAUGGCCAGUGGCUCCACCGAUGAGCGCAUCAACCUCUACUCGCUGUCCGCUGCCCCUCCUGCCGUCAACGACGAGUACCCUUCUGUGCCAACACUGGCCGGAAAUAAAAUUCUCGAGAACCCAAAGAACCGCGAGCUGGGAUCCCUGUUACAUCACACCGCCAGUAUCUCCUCCUUGAGCUUCCCCUCCCGCAGCAAGCUACUUGCCGGUGCGGAGGACAAUACUAUUUCCGUCUCCAAGACCCGUGAUUGGACUGUGGUUUCAACCAUCAAGGCGCCUAACCCAAAGGUUCAAGGCCGCCCCAGCGGUGACACUGCUCCUCCAGGAGCUGCGCCGUCGGGAGUUAACCACUUUGCGGUCCACCCAAGUAUGAAGUUGAUGGUUAGUGUUGGCAAGGGCGAGAAAUGUAUGCGGUUGUGGAAUCUGGUGACGGGCAAGAAGGCAGGAGUCCUGAAUUUCAGCCGAGAUUUGUUAUCAAGUGUGAAGGAAGGAAAAUGGAGCAGUGGCGAGGGCAGGCGCAUCGCAUGGAACCCCGCUGGAGAGGAAUUUGCAGUUGCUUUUGAAUGGGGUGUCGUGGUGUUUGGCAUUGAUUCGACUCCCAAGUGCAGGAUUUUGCCGAGCCCACGGAGCAAGGUCCACCAGAUGAAAUAUGUCUCUAUGCCGGAGGGUGAGCAUCAGAAAGAUGACAUCUUGGCCGUUUCCACAGAAGACGGCCGUGUCAUCUUUUAUUCCACUGCCGAACUCAAAGACGCUGAGGAAGGCGAUGAUUCUGAAAUCCCCUACGCUUCUCCGUUGGCUCAGAUUGGCGGUAAACAAGUCGAGCUUCCUGGUCGUAUCAAGGAUUUUGAGAUCUUAAGCCUGGCCGAUCAGGCCAAGGAGAUUCGUGACGACUUCUUGGUCGUGACCGGUAACUCUGACGGCGUGGUUCGCAUCUGGAAGAUUACUGGAAAGGAUCUUGUCCCAGCGAAGCAGUCCAAGGAUAAGGAUACCAUCCGCCAGGUCGGCAACCUCUUGACUACCUACGAGACUGGAAACCGCAUUACAUGCAUGGCAUCCUUCGUCAUGCUUCCGGCGGAAGAUCCAUCCACGCUCUUUGAUUCAGACGGUAUAGACGAGGAUGAGGAAGAGGAGGCAGAAGAGUCGUCCAGUGAUGACGACGAGUAA
Penicillium cinerascens is the source of this 1540-nucleotide messenger RNA. RefSeq names its product putative 60S ribosome biogenesis protein Mak11. The record is from RefSeq and is a predicted model, not a curated record. The coding region runs from base 41 to 1540 and encodes 499 amino acids. Lineage: Eukaryota; Fungi; Ascomycota; Eurotiomycetes; Eurotiales; Aspergillaceae. Gene Ontology annotation, molecular function: protein binding. The transcript has 2 exons.